Messenger RNA from Caenorhabditis auriculariae, 2636 nucleotides. The record is from the annotation of a GenBank genome assembly. NCBI's taxonomy places the organism in Eukaryota, Metazoa, Nematoda, Chromadorea, Rhabditida, Rhabditidae.
AUGGUGGGGACCAACCUGACUAGUCUCAAUGACCUUCUGGCGGAGGUUAUGAAAAUUAAUGGGCAAACGCUGGAAGACAUCGAUAAUCAGAAGUACCUCGAAACCAUGGAUAUCAUUUUUCUGAUUAUUCUAAUUUCAGAAAACAAGCCCUUUCCUGCCAUCCAAUGCGUCCCGCUUUAUUCAAUGUUCUAUGCGAAGUCAAAGAAAAAACAUGUGAGUUGACUUUUUCGAGUUUAAAGUUUUGAAAAUUUUUUUCAGCUUUGUCAAUUCGAACAGGUGUUGACGAAACUCCGGAAGACCCUCAGUUGAUGCGACUAGACAACAUGCUGGUAACUCAUAUUUAUCAUUAUCCUUAAAAUUAAGGUUCAAAUCAAACUGGAAGACACCUAAUACGAUAUGUAGUUCACCAUCUAUUGAGAAAUAUCUUCUUUUUCAAUUCCAGUUUUUUGAUAAAAUGUCUGAUGAGUGAAAAAAAAAGAGUAUACUGAGCUGUCAAAACUUUGGUAAAAUUAUAUUCGUUCACUUUUUCAAUUAAAGCUACAUCGAUCGAUUGAAGAAUUAUGAUUAUGGACUUUGAAAGAUAGGAUAAUUUCGAGUUUUAAUUUUUAAAAAAAUUGGUAAUUGCUAACUCUGCACAUUCGCCGCGAGUCGAAACAUUCUGAUUUGCUUUUUUUCUUUUUCUUUUUUUACCGGCGAGGUAAUAAAAACAUGAAACAGCAAGUAAAAAAAAAGGGAGAGCAGAGAAAUCAGACAGUUUUUGGCGAACGAGCGACACUAAAUUUGUCAAGAUUAUAAAUAGUUUUUCGAACCUAGUAAACCGAGUGAGCAUAGUGCACAAGGCGUUGAAGUUAUUGAAGAUUUCGGUUCGAGAAAUUUCAUGGGUUUACUUUAAUAUUUUAUUCCUCUGUAACAACUGACAUUGAAGGUGGCAGAAGGCGUCGCCGGACCUGAUAAAGGGGUUCCUUUGGCAGGAGACGCGAGCGGCGGAGACCAGGCCGACUAUCGACAGAAGCUGCUCCACAUCAGGCAGGUCUACAACGAGGAGCUCCGGAAAUAUGAAGACGUCAGCCAAUUCCCAACAUCAAAAUUCCAUAACUCAUGAAUUUCCAGGCCUGCGCAGAGUUCACCCAACACGUCAGGUCCCUGCUCAAAGAUCAGUCCAUCUUGAGGCCGAUCAACCAUAAGGUGAGGAACCAUUACUAGUUUCAUCUCAAGUUGGAGUCGUUCUUCAGGAAAUUGAAAGAAUGGUCUGCAUCAUUCAGAAGAAGUUUAGUGGUAUCCAAGUGCAACUGAAGCAGUCCACUUGUGAAGCUGUCAUGAUUUUGAGAAGCCGAUUUUUAGAUGCUAGGUGAGAUAAAAGUAUUUUUUUUCGUCUUUGAAUGGACAUAUUAUAGACGUAAGCGCCGAAACUUUUCCAAGCAAGCGACCGAAGUGCUCAACGAGUACUUCUAUUCGCACUUGAGCAAUCCGUAUCCUUCCGAAGAAGCCAAGGAGGAGCUCGCCCGACAGUGCAACAUAACUGUCUCUCAGGUAACUUCUUUUACUAGGUCCGCCCGUGUUUUGUUUUGCUUCCCUGACAGUGAAUUUAUUUUGCGGUUGAGAAUCUCGUUAAAACUGGCCAGAAUGCUUUUUGAAGUUUUAGAAUAGGAUCCUGUAAUUAUUGAACUGCACAACUUUCUAAUUUCCGAAAAACAAAAAUAAAAAGGCUUUUUUUGGGUUUUGAGCACUUAUUUCUCGAAAAUUAGGAAAGAGUUUUGUACUUGAAGAGUGUUCAUUUUGGUACAUCAAAGUAUACUAGCCAAUUUACAAGAAAUUUCCUGCCGUAAAGUGGAAUGAACUUCCUUGUGGCAGCUUAUUUUUUAAAGCUUUAUUUGUCUAACUACUGUUCCAAGAAAGAACAUGAUUGAAGGUGUCCAAUUGGUUCGGAAACAAACGGAUCAGGUACAAGAAGAACAUCGCCAAGGCUCAGGAGGAAGCCAACAUGUACGCCGCCAAAAAAGCUGCAGCCCAUGGCCUUGGAGGUACAGUCAUUUCUGCGAAAUUUUGAAAAACUUUAGUUUUUCUAGGCAUGGCAGCGUCGUAUGGAAUUCUUCCUGGAGCUUCUGCGGGCAUCCUGAAUCCCUACCCAGGAAUGCUGCCAGGCCAAGACCUUUCUCACAUGGGAAUGAGUUCUGCCUUCGACCUUAGCGCCUACAAUCCUCAACUGGUCAGUUGUUAAUGUUUAGCUAAAGUUAAAACUUUUUCUCCUACAACGAAGAAUUAUUUUUUUUUCUGUUGAAUUUUCUCUUACAAGACCUGAAUGCGCUAUUGAAAAAAGAAUGCAAGUUUUCCAUAUUUUACAAAAUUUUUUUCAAAAUGUUUCCUGGUGGAAACUGAGUUUUUCGAUUGCAUAUUUAACCGGUUCAAGAGGAUUUUCAUUGAAAAAUUGAAAUUAAAAUUAUGUUUAAAGAUAAAAAUGUUAAAAAAAACAAAAUAUUUUUAGUGGGAAAAAGUUGAGAAAUGUCGCCGUAGCGAGUUUGAACAGUCCUUGACUUUCGCCGGUUCCCUCAAAAUACCACUCAAUCUCUGAACGAUUUCAGAUGGCGCAGUAUCAACACCAACACCAACAACAAUCGAAUCUCGAGGAGAAGCCAUGA